Messenger RNA from Lycium barbarum (goji berry), 711 nucleotides. RefSeq names its product wound-induced protein 1. The record is from RefSeq and is a predicted model, not a curated record. NCBI's taxonomy places the organism in Eukaryota, Viridiplantae, Streptophyta, Magnoliopsida, Solanales, Solanaceae.
AAACCAUGUAUCUCCACUAAACUUUCUGAGUUCCCAAAGUUUGUGGAUACCUUUUCCCUUCCUUUUUCCUUCUAAAAAUGGCUCAUUCCACAUUUCAAGAGAUUCCAAAACAAAAAUGAAUUCAGAAACAGAAAACAAAAACAAGGCCAUAGUGAAAACUCUUUACAAGGCAUUAGCAUGUACAUAUGGUGACACUAAAAAUGUCACCGGACUUAUUGCCGAUGACUUAGAAUGGUGGUUUCAUGGACCACAAAAUUGUCACUAUAUGAUGAAAUUGCUCACUGGAGAAAUAUCUAGUAAGAAUAAUUCUUUCAAGUUUGAGCCAAGAAGUGUAGAUGCUAUCGAUGAUCGUGUGAUUGUUGAAGGAUGGGAAGGUGCAAAAGCUUAUUGGGUACAUGUUUGGACAUUGAAAGAUGGUAUUAUUACUCAAUUUAGGGAGUAUUUCAAUACUUGGCUUACUGUGAGAAUGAGGCCUACCGGUAGGGUACGCUCUGCCACCACGUUGUGGCAGAGCCACCCUCGAGACCUCGCGAAACGUUCACUGCCAGGGAUUAUGCUAGCAAUUUGAUGGUGGUGAAUGAAUGUUUCAUGUAGUACUAUAGUCCAUUAGGGAAAUGAAAGCAGGGUGUGUUUACCUUCUUCCGUACCUAAGUGUGAAAAAAUGGAAAUGUAAGAAGUUUGCUUAUAUAUCCAAUCGAUUUUUUGAUGAAA